Scylla paramamosain (green mud crab) is the source of this 2202-nucleotide messenger RNA. RefSeq lists its product as uncharacterized. NCBI's taxonomy places the organism in Eukaryota, Metazoa, Arthropoda, Malacostraca, Decapoda, Portunidae. The record is from RefSeq and is a predicted model, not a curated record. The coding region runs from base 1 to 1635 and encodes 544 amino acids. The transcript has a single exon.
AUGCCUCCAGUAAGACCUUCACAAAGUAAGGACACCCCUGCCUACUGUGUCUGCUGUGACAGAGUGGUUACAAACCGACAGCAUGCCUUGUGUUGUGAUAACUGCUCCCAGUGGCAACACAGAUUGUGUAACAGUGGAGUUAGUUAUGCUCAAUACCAACUGAUGAAGAAGGGUGACCUCAACAUACAGUGGCAUUGGUGCAAGUGUAAGUGUCCUGCAGAUUCUUUGGCUCAGCUGGAAGACUUUACCUUGCCAGUUGGUGAAAGCACACACAUACAGACCUUCACAAGCGAAAACAGCCUGAUAACUCAAGACGACACAAGUGACCAUCAGCUGCCCGACCUGCAACCUGCACAGAACACUGCCAUGGAGUCUGCUUCACAUGCUGCCAUUCAUCUAAGCAACACCAGCAACAGUGAUGCCGGCACUUUCCACAUAACACACAGUUUUCAAAUUCCUCAAGAUAAUGUAGAGGAUGCAUUACCAGAUCUUCCAAUUGCAGACAUCUCGGCCAGCGAUGAGCCACACGUCACAACUUACCAGAUCAUACCAGCCGGCACACUCAAAGGAAAACCUCUCUUGGUUGACAGCAAUGGUUAUUCGUACAACAUCAAAGCUAACAAGAAUGGACAUCCUGGCAAAACUACUUGGCGUUGCAGCAUCCGGAAUCGCACCUUUACGUGCAAGGCCACUGUCUUACAAAAGGGCAACACUUUUACUCCAGGGCUCCAUGACCACGCUCAUCAGGCAGAACCAGGGAAGCAGAAGAACUACGAGAUUGUGGCUGAUGUCAAGCGUAAGGCGUCUGAAGAUGUGUUCCGUUCUGCCAGUGCCAUUGUUGAAGAAGUGAUGACCAGCCAGUUACAACCUACUGAUCCAGAGCCAAGUCGUCCUGCACCGGGCCUCCUUGUGAGACGGGCCAACAGACUACGCCAAGCAUUGCGGCCUACAGAUCCACAAGAUCUGCACUUCGAAGUAGCUGUUAACUUCAUACCACAAGAUUAUCUCCGCAAUGAUAUCGCAAUGGAUGGGGCAAGACAUUUGAUUUUUGCAACACAAGCACAACUUGACAUCCUGGAACGUGCCAAGACGUGGUAUGUUGAUGCCACCUUCAAGAUCGUCGCCCCCCCAUUCCACCAGCUACUCUCCAUUCAUGCUUUCAUCAAAGGAGAUGACAGUGACAUGAAGCAAGUCCCACUUAUAUUUGUGCUGAUGUCACGCCGUAGGAAAAGGGAUUACAAGGCUGUCUUGGAAUCUAUCCUUAACAUGGUUCCAAACAAUCACGUCAAGAAGGUUGUUGCUGAUUUCGAGCAAGCCAUUUGGAGAGCCUUCCGUUACAUCUUGCCAAACACCACCAUCCAGGGAUGCCUAUUUCAUUGGGCACAGUGUAUCUUUAGGAAGGUUCAAGACCUUGGUCUGGCGGUUGCAUACCGUGAAAACGGUCCAAUGCAGAAGUUUGUCAGGAAACUCUUCGCUCUCCCAUGUCUUCCUGUUGAACACAUUUGUGCAGCCUUCAACCAGCUCAGCAAUGAACCAUCGACACCAGCCGUAGCUCCACUUCUAGACUACAUCCGAGACACGUGGAUUGAAGGAGACCUGUGGCCGCCAACUUCAUGGUGCAUCUUCAACCAAUGAACAAGAACAAAUGAUGAUGUAGAGGGUUACCACCGUCGCAUCAAUGAGAAAGCCCGCAAUCAAGCCCACCAGCUCUACAAACUGAUCCCCCUCCUUCAUGCAGAGAGCUGCCUUGUUCCUCUUCAGGUCCAGCUUGUGAAGGAGCAGAAACUGAAAAAGUAUCACCGCAAACGUGCUCAGACCACCCAAGGACGAAUUUUCAGCUACUGGAGGCAGUACGAAGAGGGAACCCUGACAACAUCAUCCUUACUCAAGAAGUGUUCCAGGUUAACUGCUCCCAGUUUGUGAUGAAAUUGAGAGAAUUAUAUAAAUCAUAUGUGAGCCUACUUUUGAUGUAAAAAGAAUAUUUUAGUUUUAGGCUACUGCUUUCAUUGGAUAUUUAAAUUUAACUGUUUUUUAAAUCCUAUGUUUAUACAAAUAAAUGGAACCUUGCAUCGACUGUUUAAUACCCUGUUUUGGAGUAUCGAAGGCGAAAAAGGAAUAAGAAACGCGUAUGGACUUUUUACUUAUUUCACUACUUAGAAACCACUACCUUAGAAAGCUCCCCAUUGUUUGUCUAACAAAGGG